AGCAUGGUGAAGUGAGUUUCGUUGUUUUAUAAACACGUGCACGUCGUCUCUGUUGACGCAUGAGGCGUUCCGUAUACAAAACCGGUAACUGCCUCGAUGGCAAGCGGUGCGGUGGGGGAAGUUGUUUUGAAUGCGCGACUGGUCAUGAUACCGAGUAUACCGUCUCUUAUUUCGAGAAACACGCGGUAGAGCGAUAUAACCUAACCUAACAUUUUCAACUACGCCAUAGCUACGAAAACGAGACGCGCUUCGAACCAUAUUCUUAUCAAUGCUAAAUGUACUGGUACUCAUUUGAUUUUCGACCGUCGUUUACAGUUGUAAUUCUUUUUUGUCUGUUCGAAUAUCGUGUUAAUUCGUUAAUUACUUACUGCUACUAUGUCUGAACAUCGAACCCCAUACCCUCGUAAAGAUAGAAAACGAUCCCCGCCCAAGAAGUGUAUUUUGUCGUCGGAGCCAUGCGAUGUUGAUAUCUUCGACUCAUUUGAUUCUCAAAUGAAAAUGAUCGAAGACGCGCAGUCGUCCGAACAAUACACCGAUUUAUUCGGUGCAGUUAUUCCAACUGUCGAGCGUAAUACUUCGGCAUCCAAAACCGAAUCGAACCAAAAAACAUUGGUUACUAAAAUCAAGAGAAAACCGAAGAAGAAUAUUGUAUCAAGUAAUUCAUUGAAAAAACCACUACCACAAAGGAUCACAAAAGACAUGAAUGUCUCAAUGGGUAUCACCAAAAAGGCAAGUGAUGUAUCGGCUUUAUCUACCGGAAGUCUAAAUGUCAGUGGUGUACAACGAUUAGAUGAAUCCAUUUCAAAUUUAAACUAUAGUAAAAAUGAAAAAGAGUCUUCUGAAAUCUUAAAAGGAGUUGUUGCAUUUAUGGACUAUAAAAUUAAAAAUGAUCAACUAGUUUUGGAUAUUAUUAAACUCCUCAAUAAACUUGGAGCUAAAGUUGAAAAUACAUUUAAUUACAAAGUAACACAUGUAUUGUUUCAUGAUGGUUCUCUUGAAACGUAUAAAACAGCGAUUGAACGUAAAAUUCCUAUGGUAACAGAAAAAUGGGUUAGAUAUAGUAAUUUAGCCGAGAAAAUGAUGGAUCCUUCCCUCUUUCCACCUGUUGAUAUGGAAAGAUAUAUUAAGGUACAAGAAAAGAGUUUUAUUAUUCCAAAUUGCAAGGAGCAUGAUAAAUCAAUAGGACAAAGUAAUAACGAAAGUAAAAUCAAACCAAGAACCAUGUUUACUGAACUUUCGGAACGAAUUGAUGCUUGCAGAGAGAGAUUCGAAAAAACUUUAAAAACCCCUAAACUAAAAACACCUGUAAAAAAUCCAAAUAAAAUUACGGACGGAUUAUCAGAACAUUUAUACAGUAUGUUAAACGACCCAGACCACAGUAGCACUUUUGAUACAGAAGUAGUCCCUGAAUGUUAUCUACCUCUGUCUAUAAAAAUAUUAAGAAAGUAUGUAAUCCCUGAAGAAACAAAAAAUAAAACACCCUCAGAAAUUAACAGUAAUUUGAUUGGAAUGGAAAAUCACAUGAAAUUAAACCUUCAAGCUAGACAACGGUUACGUAGACUAUUAUUCAGUUCAGAUAAUGAUUUAAAUAACACGAGCCUUAUGACUGAUAUUCCAUCGCUUUCACAAAUCACACGUAUAAAAAAACCAACUAGAAAAAUUAAGGGGAUUGCGUGUACUGGAUUUACUAAAGAGGAAAUAAAAACAUUGAAGCUAUCCAUACAAAGCCUGGGCACAUUUACUUUUCAAACUAAUGUGGAACGUAAAACUAUUCAUUUAAUUACUAAAUCACAGACAGAUCGAACAUUAAAUAUGGUAUAUGCAAUGGCUUAUGGAUGUAACAUAGUUUCCGAAAAUUGGGUACAUGAAUCUCUCAAAAUAGGCAAAUGGUUGUCUCAUUCAGAUUAUUCAAUAUCUGGUUUAUCAAGUCCUGUUAAGGAUUUUCAAUUUCAUUCAACUCUUGAUCCAACUGAAAAAUUUCACAUAUUUGAUGAGGCCGGUAGUAUUUACUUUUCAAACAUUUGUGAUCCAUCAGCUGAUCACUUAAAACGAAUGGUGCGUGCAUGUGGUGGUAAAUGUACCAAAGAUGUGAAUAAAGCUAAUAUAGUGGUUGGUUAUACACCACUAGCGAUCAAUAUGAUGAUUCAUGAAACGUGGGUUCUUGACUGCAUAACCCAAGGAACAUUGCUAGACGAAAACCCAUAUAAAAUAAGAAGAUGUUGAUAAUGAUAUUGAGCCUUAAAAUAUGACAUAUUUACUUGUAUUGUAAAUUAAUUUUCGUUUUUUUAUUUUUUAUU
Molecule: messenger RNA, 2297 nt
Organism: Sipha flava (yellow sugarcane aphid)
Lineage: Eukaryota; Metazoa; Arthropoda; Insecta; Hemiptera; Aphididae
Exons: 8
Coding region: 376-2223 (615 amino acids)
Biological process (GO): mitotic cell cycle
Source: RefSeq, a predicted model, not a curated record